AGACGGACCUCAGAGGAUACCAGAGGCAGCCUUGCCUCCUUUCCCCUUUGCAUGUGUUUUGGCGCUGGGGUCCUGAAGGUUGGGGGUCUUCCAUUGCCUGGGGGGCAGCAAGCCCCUAAGGGUGACUAGCCGGGGUGGACCAGGAGGUGCGCACUCCAUGAUCCCUGCCCGCCGGUUUCCUCUCGGGCCUUAUCAGCCACGGCCAGGCAGCCAGACCCUUAUCUGCACAGGCCCAGCAUCCUCUGGCCUCUGCGCCAGGGGGUAAGAGGGAGGAACCCAGGCUGUCGGGGGCGGGGAAAGGGCGGGUCGGUCCAGGAGCAGCUCACUUUCUCUUGGAGGUACCCACCACGACGCCUCCUCCGAGGCUACUCAGGCCCUCUGUAGUAGUCCGGGAGGUGGCGCAGCCCAGCUCUGAGGCCCAACGGGACCACCUGGGGGUGCACACUGGCCGAACUGGACAGUGGAAACUGCUUCCUGACCUGGGCUGAUACACCUGACCACACAGCUGGGUCCUCCAAGCUGUGGGAACUGCUACAGGGUUUGCCUUCUUGGGGCCCAUGUGCCCACCCCAGGCCCAAGCAGGGGUGGGUUCCGCCAUGACUGAGAAAGCUGAGGUGGUGUGCGCCUCCAGCCCGGCACCUGCUCCGCUCCCUAAGCCCGCCUCACCUGGGCCCCUUCCUGCAGAGGAGGUGGACCACGGAAACACGUGCAACCCCUGGCUGCCCCCUGGCGUGCCGGUGAUAAACCUGGGACACAGCAGGCCCACGGGGGCAGCCGUGCCCACCACGGAGCUCAGUGCCUUUCGACCUUCCUUGCUGCAGCUAGCUGCCUUGGGAACGGCUCCACCCACCCUGGCUGUUCACUACCACCCUCACCCCUUCCUCAACAGUGUCUACAUUGGGCCAGCAGGACCCUUCGGCAUCUUCCCUAACAGCCGGCUGAAGCGCAGACCAAGCCACAGUGAGCUGGACCUGGUCGAUGGGCACCAACCCCAGAAGGUGGCUAGGCGAGUGUUCACCAACAGCCGCGAGCGCUGGCGGCAGCAGCACGUUAACGGCGCCUUCGCAGAGCUCAGGAAGCUGUUGCCCACCCACCCGCCCGACCGGAAGCUCAGCAAGAACGAGGUGCUGCGCCUGGCCAUGAAGUACAUCGGCUUCCUGGUGCGGCUGCUGCGAGACCAAGCGGCUGUGCUGGCCUCCGGUCCCAGCGCGCCCGGGUCCCGCAAGCCACCUGCGCACCGGGGCCUGGAGGGCAGCGCUCGCUGCGGGGCGGGACACCGAGCAGAGAGUGCACGUUCGCAGCCCGUGCUUCCUGGGGACUGCGAUGGCGACCCCAAUGGGUCAGUGCGACCCAUCAAGAUGGAGCAGACGGCCCUGAGUCCUGAGGUGCGGUGACCCGAGGCAGCGGCGCCUCACCGGCUGCUCAGUGAACUCCCUGUAAAAGGAUCUCAGGUCGCCCAGAUGAGGAAAACGCCCUGGAGCUGUCUGGAAGGGUGACCCGCGAUGCUAGCCCUCCCCCGCCCCGCCCCGCCCCCAAACUCUUAAGAAAAAUUCCCCGCAGGCAACUUGCAGUGGCUUUGCCAGUGCCCUCUUGCCAGGGCGAGGCUAGAGAGUCAGGAAGGCCAAGUGGCCAUGGGAUCCCCAAGUCCUGAGGGAGGUGGGGAAGGGUCUGGAAGCCUUCGCACGUCUCAUCGGCGCCCCCUGCUGGAGGCAGGAUGACCCUAGACGAGCGUGUGAGAACACCUACCCCAGGAAGCCCAACAGGUUGCGCUUGAUCCAUGAUCCUGUUAACCGCGACGACGAAGACUCGGGCACUCUUGCA
Messenger RNA from Apodemus sylvaticus (European woodmouse), 1821 nucleotides. RefSeq names its product LYL1 basic helix-loop-helix family member (gene Lyl1). Gene Ontology annotation, molecular function: RNA polymerase II cis-regulatory region sequence-specific DNA binding; DNA-binding transcription factor activity, RNA polymerase II-specific; protein dimerization activity. The coding region runs from base 558 to 1394 and encodes 278 amino acids. Gene Ontology annotation, biological process: regulation of transcription by RNA polymerase II. The transcript is spliced from 4 exons. Lineage: Eukaryota; Metazoa; Chordata; Mammalia; Rodentia; Muridae. The record is from RefSeq and is a predicted model, not a curated record.